Drosophila sulfurigaster albostrigata is the source of this 6387-nucleotide messenger RNA. RefSeq lists its product as uncharacterized. NCBI's taxonomy places the organism in Eukaryota, Metazoa, Arthropoda, Insecta, Diptera, Drosophilidae. The coding region runs from base 257 to 4180 and encodes 1307 amino acids. The record is from RefSeq and is a predicted model, not a curated record. The transcript is spliced from 13 exons.
UAUAAAUGAUAUUAUGUACCAAAAUCUAGUUCGGUCACAUUACGCUUCUGCUCGAGAUGGCAAUAAAUUUUUUUGUAGAAAACGCGUACUUUUUCUAAUCAGCAAUAUGUUUUCGAUGGUAUAAAAAACAGCAGUUCUUUUGAUUUUCGUUUGAAACGAUUGAGCAAAAGGCAAUAACACCAACAACAACAACAGCAACAACACGCACAGUCUGGCAAUGGACUAAACAGCUGCUAGCAAGGAAAACAACCACACUAUGUCACUGCAACCGCCAAAUGCAGCCGCUGCGAACAGCGCUGCAAGUAGCGGCAAUGGCAACGGCAACCAUCAGUUGCUGCGACCUCAGACGCUUGCUGCGCCGGAUCGUGAACCCGUCGAGUUUAACAUCAAUUUGGUUGGUGCACCACCCGAAGUGGAGCAACUGGUGGACCAAAUUAAAUGCGUAGCCGAGCAGUUUCUCUAUCACUGGAAAAGUUUUCCCAUUGUGCUACCACAGCCAUUGGCCAGUGGCAGCCUAAUUGUGACGACGCAGAAUGCGACAAAUAGCGUCAGCGGUCGCAAGAAGCGACCCAUUAAUCAGAGUGACCUAUUUAUAGCGCCGCCCUUUGAUGAACUGGAUGCGGUUGCCUCCGAUGGCAGCGGCGAGCCGCGUCGCCUCACAAAUGCACAAUUGAAAAGUUUACGCGAAACUGGCUUGCAAAAGGAUAAAUAUGGAAAGCCGAAGAAAUUAACUUUGGAACAAUUGGAAACAAUACGUAAAAAUGGUGAAUUCGAUGUGCCGAGCUUGCACUUUACCGGCCAAGUGCACAAAUGGCGUCUGUCGCAGCUGUUGCAGAAGGGAACACUGCGAGCCCACGACUCCUUUCUCAGCGAUCUGGCGUUGGCAGCACGCUUUGUCGUCGUCACGGCCCGUGCUCGCAUCUUCUCGCAUUUCUUUUCUGUGGUGCAUGCAGCGCAUGCACUGCUCGAUGCUCUCAUCCGGUUGGCGGACAUGUUUAUUGGUGUGCCAGCGUUGUUGGCUCACAAUCUGGACUAUAAGAUCAAAGAGGAACGCUGCCGUUUUCUAAUUGCCGAGCUAGUGUGUCGGCCCGAAUUCGAGGAUUGUCUGGAUGGCUUGUGUUCCUAUGUGCGCAAGAUGCUGCGUCGUGCCACCAUGGAAAAGUUUGAUUUCAACAGCUGCGAGGUGACACAACCGGUGCCAUAUCUAUUCCUCACACCCAAGGGCCAGGAGAUUGAUCUACGCUUGUUCUGCCGCGAUAUCAUGCGGAAAGCGUUGCCCAUUUUGGUUGGCAUAUUGGAGCGCGAGACACGUGGUUGGUUUUUGCAUUUCCGCGAGCGCCUCAUUGCCGAACUGCGGGCCAAGAAGCUGAACGAUAAGGAGAUCGAGGAGGAAGUCAACGAGGCGGUCAUGAAGGAAUAUUUGCAGCGUGUCUACAGCUCGAUUAUGUCGAAUGCCAAGUUGGCAGAGUUGGGCAAUGGUGUGCCCCAAUUGCUGGUGGAGCAGGCGCAAUCGGUGGUCAUCAUGUACAAGGCGGUGGACAAGGUGCAACAGGAUAUUAAGCGCACACGUGAGGAUCACCAGAAGUGCCUGUCCAACGAUCACUCUGUGUUGUCUCGUGUUGCGCCCUGGCUGCGUUCGAAGCUGCGCAAUGCCGAGCAGCACAAGCUUUACAAAUGCGCCUGGUCGGCGCAUGAGGAGGCGUUGAAGAUGUGCAGCCAGCACAAUUUGCAUCAGACCGCCUACUUUUUGUCACGCGAUUUGGCUUUCAUGAAGGAACGAGAGCCUGUGCUGCUAAAGGAGCUCAAGAAUGCCAAGACACCUACGCGUAGCUUCCAGUGGGCAUGUCGUAUUUGGUCGCCGCAGGCGUGGAUCAUUCGACGCAAUUUCCAAGGGCAAUCCGAUGUGAUUCCCACCGUGAUAAGUCAGCAAGCUACAUCAAUUGUUACCCCACGCUCGGAUCCCAGCCAGCCUGUAUUUCUGGUGGAGAAGGAAAUGCUACGCACGACCAGUACUCGUUGGCCCUUCUGGAGGCUAUUGAAUCUGUUGCAGCGCACUUGGUGUUGGACUUGGAACAUGAUGUUUCUGCUUGGCAUUUUGGUACCGUGGUGCAGUCCGCUGGGAUUGCGUGCACUCUUCUGCAUCAAACCCUUCAUGCCGGAUCUGGAACUAUCGCAAAUCAAUGGGACACUCUUUCCCCGCAAAACCAGCAUCACGCAGACCUUGGCCUCGCGUCUCAUCGAGCUCUGGCGACACAUAUCAAAGUCACGAACGCAUUUCGAAACGGAACCGGAUACAGGCUUCAUUGGCAAGGGUUUGACUCGCAAUUUGAAUCGCACUUGGAACUAUUUUGUCAAAGGAUUCCUGGGCACUAUUGUCAUUCUGUUUGCAUUCCCACUGAUUUGCCUGGCAACCAGUUGCCUUAGCAUUGGUCUGGCAUUGUGUGCACCGCUUUGGAUACCCGUGUUUGUGCUCCUGCUUCACAUCUACAUGAUACUGGUGUAUGAUUUGGAUGCCCCGGAUAAUACGCGAAAUCGAUAUUGCAUUCUGCUAGAGGCGCUCGUCUGGAACUUCCUUGUACAGGGCCUGCUGCAGCCACUGGCAGCAAUUUUGGUAGCCACGCUGCUUUGUCCGCUUGCAGCAGGCCUUGUAUUAAUAGUUGGCGUUGUGCGAUACACGUUCCGUUUGCUUUGGGAUUCGCUCACGUUUCAUUUGUUCAUCAAGAAAUGCGGUCGUGUGCCAGCUUCGGAUAGCAUUGCUGUGAAACGGAUUGCUGGACCCGGUUUGGCACUGGAUUAUUACUUCAUCAUACGCCCCGAACAGGCUUUGGCAGCACUAGAGGCUAAAAUGGAACUGGAUGAGCUGCAGGCGUAUCAACAUGCCACCGAACGUGUCGUGCUGCAACCGCAGCAAGAUUUCCUGCAGUUUGUCGAAGCCUGUUUUGGACCCUUCUCCGCUCAGCUGUCGAAGACGGGUCCAUAUUUGGCGCUUGACCGGGAGGCACAGGAUUUAAUGAGCACACUACACGAGAAGCUGGAGAAACGACGUAGAGAGCUGCAAACGACAUUAACCACACAGGUCAAGUCGCGCAUUAAGCUGAAUACCAAAGAAUUGAAGAUUGCUAUACAACUGGCCGCCCAUUUACUCGAGAAAUACUAUCCGUCUCAUGUCAUCGGUAGAUUGUCGAUAAGCGAAGAAGAAUUUUGGGAUAACAAGGGUCUCUCGGUCAAUGAUUGGCCGGGACUCGCUGGUCUCAUUUACACAGAGAUAUUUAGUUUAGAUUUUCUAACGCCAUUGACUGAAAACGAUACGCAUUUUAAACUAGAACCACAUGCCUCGCUUGAUCUAAUACGUUAUACGGAGAUGGUUAAGAAUGCCAACGAUGUGAUCGGUUCGAAGGGCCUCGACUUGCUGGGCAAUGUGUAUGCGCCACGUGGCAAUGUCCAGGUGCAUUUACCAUUUCUUGAAGUGACUGCUUUCAAUCCGCGAUCACGCAUCACGUUAACUUUCCGUAAGCCUGAGAAGCGCGAUAUGUCGGUGGGUUUAACGACGCCGCGUGUGCGUGCACAUCGUGCACAACAUGUGCCAAAAGCGGCACAGGAUGCCCCCAAGCCUUGGCGUCCAUGGAAGCAAAAGAGCAGUGAGCGUAGCGUUACCGAAAAGCUACUCAUACCGCUGCCUGUUCCGCAUCCUGUGCACAUUGCAAUUGCUAUUUACAAUCGCGAUACGGAGCAACCCAUACCCUUGGACUCGGAGCUAGUCUGGGAGAUACUUAAGUCCAUCGAGGACUGUCAAGGCGGCGAUGCAAUGGCUGUACAUUCAGUGGCGCGUUACCAUGGAGCGGUGAUGGAGUCGAGCAAUGAUUCUCUCGCCACCAGCAGCAGCAUUGGCAGCACUCGAGAGUCUGGCUCUGGUUCAGUGUCUGGCUCGGCAAUUGGCAACGGCACCGAGACUUUACCCUGUGGCAAUCGAGAGGUUUGCACGCAGGUGAAAGUUGAUGCAGAGCCUGCGCCCAGCGCCUCUGGUUUCCAUUGGACGCUGAGCAAUUGGGGCGCGGCACAAACGGCACGUCGACGCACCAACUCAAAUGUGCGCGUUGACUUGGCUAGUCCCGAGGAUAUAUCGCUGGAUACGGAUAGUUCGCGUGCUGUUUUCAACAAUGCCUACGGCACCACUGUCUAAAUUGCUUGCCAUCAGCAUCUACAACUUUAUAUAUACAUAGAUAUAUAUGUAUACAUUUAGGUACAAAUACGAGUAUGUAUGAAUGCGUGUGAGCGCCGCUUCGACGCCUUAGCUCGCCUGCAUUUUACUUCAAACAACAUUCAAAUUAUUCGCAUUAUCUGCAGUUAGGCUUUUGUAUAUGACACGCAUAACCAAAAUGGCAUUUUGCGAAUUAAUAGCUUUAUUUGACUAAAACUCGUUCGAUUGAUAAUGGGCUAUAUGUUGGGCACUCCCCGAAUUGUUUGUGUGGAGGGUAUUCGAAUGGCUUAAGCAGGCAUCGCUAGUUAAAGUGUAGUAUGGAACAAAUUUAUUCAUAUACAUAUAUCUACAUAUAUAUAUAUUUACAUACACAUAUGCGUAUAUGGUAUACAUAUAUAAUUGAGUUGAUAGUAUACAAAAACUUAUUCACAUACACUGAUACACAUUCACACUCACUCACACACAAACAAACUCUAAACAAAAAAAAACAACAAGAACUUAUUUCUAGUCGCAAGCAAAUUUUAUGCAGAAAUUUAACUCGAAUUCUUCUUAUGCAACUAACAAUUAGGAAUACUACAAGCUAUAGCUUCACGCUCGAACAGCUUUAACAAGCAAGCAAAGGAAACAUUUAAGAUCAGUUGUAGUUUUUAGCUUUUGUUCCGAUUUGUACAAUAACAAAUCAACUAAUACUGCGCUGUGUUCCAACAGCAAAUUCCGUCGGCAUUUCAAUCGCUUUAAUUUUGUCUGUCUGAAAACACAUUUCAAAAUUUAGCUUCAUUUACAAAUGAAUUAAUGGUUUCAAUGAUAGAUUUGAUCAUUAAAUUGAGUUAACCAAUAGUGAGACUUAUAAAUCCACGUGGAUAGUUUCAAUGAUAAGAAUUUCAAAUCCUUUUUUUAUAGAGUAGAUAGAUAUUGCAUGAGAUCAUUAACACUGACCGAUUUACAAAUAUCAUCUUCAUUAUAAAGCAGAAGGUUCAAAAGUAUUGUGUUCCUAUAUACAAAGUAUUGUAUUGAAAUUGUAUUUUCAAUUAGGAAUCUCAAAAUGUUAGUGCUCCCUUGGAUCGAUGCUCAGACAGAUAACUGAUCAAUUGCAAUUAUAUAUUUGAUUUAAUGAAAAUUAACUGAUUGAAUUGAUAUCAAAGUACAAGUAUAGCAACAACUGUAAACAAUAGAAGACUAUUAGUUAUUAUCACCAUUUCCCCGAAUCAGUUUUGUUGAAUAUUCCAAAAGAAAUACAAAUUUUGACCGAUGGAAAAUUAAAUUCUGGCACCACUGUGCAAUGGCCAUGAGAUUUUCUUUGUACCUAAGAAAUACAAGGACCUAAUUUUAACAAAACAUAAGUAACGAUAAAUUUUAAUUAUACUAGAUGCCACGAAUUGUACUAUGAGAAGUUAAUGAAAUAUUGUUAAUUAAUAUUAAAUAUGGUAUAACAACUAAUUUAUAUACUUACACAUUGUAACAGACAGUACGUGUAUUAAGUACUAUGUUUUUAAUACUACUUCGAUUCCUUCUCUUUCUCUUCCAAACGAAAAACGCAAACAUAUACACAAUUGAACAUAAAUAAAUAGUAUAAACAAAUAAAAUAACAUAUUGUACAACAAAAACCAAAAAAACAACAGCAUUAAACAAAGGCAGUAAAUUAUACCAUUAAAAUGUAACUUUUCACAUUUAUAAAUCUAGUGAGAUUAAAAUAUACAAAUUAUGAUUGUUAACAAUUUUUCAAAAGUAUCUGCCGCUUUCCAAUUAAUUAGCUGUUAUCCGUAUUACAAAUCUUUCUUCCCCCGCCCAUUCUUACCUAUACAUAUGCCCUCCAAAGUAUUCUAUAUCCAAUCUUUUUCAAUAUUGUUAUUUUAACUGCCACACAACUUUUAGUAUUAUUUUAUAACAUUAUCUAUAAUUAUUUACACACACUAUGCACUGCUCACUAACCUCAUUUUAUAACUUCAGCAGCUUCCAGUGUUUGAUUUUUCUAUACCUUUUUUUUAAUAAUUAUAUACUACAAAAAUAAUGCAAUCUGCUAACUGUUCAGUUGAGACUAAUCUGAGCACUUGCUUCGAUCGGUUUCAAUUGAGCAUUUAAGCAAACUAGCCCUAAUUAUGAUUUUAAGCAAAACAUGAACAAAUUGAAUGAAAUUUUUACAUAUAUUCAUACAUAUAUAUGCAUACAAAUAUACAUACAUACAAGCAUAA